Fraxinus pennsylvanica is the source of this 828-nucleotide messenger RNA. NCBI's taxonomy places the organism in Eukaryota, Viridiplantae, Streptophyta, Magnoliopsida, Lamiales, Oleaceae. The record is from the annotation of a GenBank genome assembly.
AUGGAUGCAAAAUCCUAUGGUUCUGGGCAAGCCAGUCCCAACAGAUUAACCAAACAUGGAGCUGAUGACAAAAAUGGCAGUCUAAAACCACCGGUAAUGAACUUCAUGAAGGCAAAACGCUUAUGGGCUGCCAUGAAAAUGAGCAAAAAGCAGUCUCAUGGACAAGAAAAUCAACAGCAGGAGCUACUUUCGAAGAAUACGCAAAAGUAUCAUCCAAUCCAGCCUAAUAGUAAGGUGGUAACUCUACGGGACAGGAUGUUAUCCUCACCAGGUUUCAACAGAAGCUGUAACAGCGGAGGUGAUUUACAUUAUAGCAGUCUAAAAGGAUCGUUGAUGAAAUUCAUGAAGCCAAUACGAUUAUGGGAUGCGAUGAAAAUACGAAAAAAGCAGUUUCAUGGACAAGAAAAUCAGCAGCAGCUUGUGAAGAAUACCUGUAAGGUAGUAACAUUGGAGGAUUGGAUUUUAUCUUCACCAAGUUUCAGUAAUAGUAGCAAUGGAGGUGAUUUACAUGUAUCUAAACAAUCUUCUAAUAGAAUCCAUCCAUCAUUUGAUGGAGAAUAUGAAGAUUUUGUGCCUAACUCUAGAACAAGUUUCCCUGUGGUGACUCCAAUGGAGAUCGAGAAAAGCGAAAAAGGGCAGUCCGAGAAUACCUCAUUACGCAGAAACGAAACCGGGAAGUUGAAGAAGAAAGUAAGCUUCAGAAAUCCAGAAGUAGCUGAUGUAUUCCUGCUGGAAUCACCACAGACAAACUUGGCAGAACGAACGGAAUAUUCCUCGUCUCCUGUAGGACUCCAACGAUCAAAUCAGUUUAGACAACAAGAAAAAUAG